Siniperca chuatsi (mandarin fish) is the source of this 1729-nucleotide messenger RNA. RefSeq lists its product as uncharacterized. NCBI's taxonomy places the organism in Eukaryota, Metazoa, Chordata, Actinopteri, Centrarchiformes, Sinipercidae. The coding region runs from base 768 to 1484 and encodes 238 amino acids. The record is from RefSeq and is a predicted model, not a curated record. The transcript has 2 exons.
UUUACCAAUAUUGUUUCCAAUAUGUCACUGAAUUCUGGGAUUUUGCAGCAGAAAGGCCACAUGAGUCUGUGUUGCUCGUACAAAUACUGUAUUCAACAUUUCUUCCAACCUAAACUCAGCGUGCUGCACCAGGUUUGUGCUGCGUCCGAUGGACUUCAGAAUAGUAAUAAUUAGUCACACCCAGGUGUGGCAGGAGGUUGAACUUGUGUUUGCACCCAGUUAUAGAAAAAAUGGAGCUCAUGUUGAUGCUUUCAGCGUAUUCAUCUCAGUGUCUCCUGGUUGUUUGCUACCACUGGGGGCAGCAAAGAGGCAGGUUUUAAAAACCUACACAUAGUGUCUUUAACCUGUGUUUUCCUUUAGACAGUGUUACCUCAUCCUGCAUGUAGUCGUCGCUGGUCGAUUCAGCUGAGACGUCUUCUGUUCUACAACUGGAACCUUUACAUAGAGAGCAGAGAGAGACAGACAGAGACUUGCCAGCGCAACCAACCAGCUGAAGGAGAGUAUGGCCUUGCUGGAGCUGGACUUGCUGAAUUCAAAGAGGUGACCCAAGCCAGGCUGUCUGACCACCCAGACAACACUCUACAGCAGCUUAAAGAGGAGCUCCAGCAGCUCAAGAGAGACAACCAGGCCUUGACAUCUGACCUCAGAGGAAGUCUAGAGAACAGUGUGCUCAGUUAGCCAAAGUGAAGGAGGAUGCUGAGAAUGGAGAAAGGAGCUUCACCAGGCAAGUCCAACACCUAACAGACCAACUCUCAUCAGUCCCCACAAUGACAAGUACUGAGACACAGACUCUCCCUGUCUUGUCUCUGUCCCACCCACUCUGCUCUGCACCCUGGCACCUGCUGAUACAUCCACACAGCCAGCUCUGCCCAUCCCAGCUUCGCUCCACUCAGCCUGAAGAGGAAGCCCCACAAGUGGUCCUGCUGGCUGGCUCUCAUGGGAAAUUCCUGGACACAAACAAGCGUUUUCCUGUUAAGAAAAUGUUAUCUAAACGCUGCAGCACCACAGGUCAGGCAAUGAAGCUUUUGAAAAAGGAGACCCUCAAGAGCCCUCAAUGCCUGGUGAUCCACACAGGAACAAAUGACCUACACAGCCUCCGUAAAGACACUGCUGAGGCGGUGAGGAAGAUGGCGGAGCAGGUCAGUAAGGAGUUCCGUGACACCUGCAUUGUUGUCUCUACCCUACUGCCUAGGACGGACACCCCUCCUCAUGUCAUCCAUGACAUUAAUAUGGAGAUCAGAAGAGGAUGUGCCACCUUAUCCAAUGUCCACCUGGCCCACCCAACCAUUGGCACCUGGGACCUCUAUGAUGGACUCCAUCUACACAGAGAGCGGGUGAAGAUAUUUGCAAAGACCCUCAAAGACAGAGCCCUGGGACACAAUGCCCCCACCCCCUCCUCUGCUAGCAGCUUUAGAGACCAUCCCAGACCUCCUCUUCCCCAUCACCAUCCCAGGUGUCAUCUGAAAAUGACACCCAUGAAAUGAUGCAUCCAUGGGUGGCCCCUGCAUUGCUUCCUGCUACAGACGGGGGUCAAAGUAAAGAUAAAGCUGAAUAAAAGAGUGGAGAAACACAUCAGAUGCAGAUGCUUCGGUGCAGCACGGCUCACUGAACGGUUUGUUGAGAAUGAAAACGAUGUGAAUAAAAUGCUGCAGCCUUUACAGUCACCUGAUCUCAACACAGUUUCACACCUGUGGAAGGUUUUGGACCAACGUGUAAGACAACGCUCUCC